Messenger RNA from Penicillium argentinense, 1458 nucleotides. RefSeq names its product pex2/pex10/pex12 family protein. Gene Ontology annotation, biological process: protein import into peroxisome matrix. Gene Ontology annotation, cellular component: peroxisomal membrane. The transcript is spliced from 3 exons. The coding region runs from base 1 to 1458 and encodes 485 amino acids. Lineage: Eukaryota; Fungi; Ascomycota; Eurotiomycetes; Eurotiales; Aspergillaceae. The record is from RefSeq and is a predicted model, not a curated record. Gene Ontology annotation, molecular function: zinc ion binding.
AUGAGCUCGACAAACUUCGCCGCUGCACAGGAGCGGGUGCUCGAACGCCGUCGUUUACGCGAGGCGGAAGCACGCGCCCGACGUGCGGAACAACAGCGGGCUUCCCCGAUCAACCCUGCUACCGUCCAACGUCUACCCUAUCCUCUGAACCGCAUCCCCGGUGCUGGCUGGUCGCUGUGGAAUAGUGUCAAAGGUCGAGAUGGGACACGGCCCGCGUUUCGAGUUGGCCAGGUGGAUGCCGAGCUCUUGGAUGAGGAAUUGCUGGGCCUGCUGAAGGGCCAGGUUGGAGAAGCUCUUAAAUACUUCGGGUCUCAAAUGCGGGAAGACUGGUCACAUGAAAUCCUAUUUGCGCUCCGAGCUAUCCUCUUCAAACUCUCGAUCUGGGAUCACAAUGCCUCUUACGGUGCAGCUCUGCAAGGCCUCCAAUAUAGCGAUAGCCGCGCUAAUGGCCCGGUGCUAUCGCCGCCAUCGAAAUGGCAGAAAUCAAUUUACGGCCUGUUGACCGUUGGUGGACGCUACGCCUGGGACAAGUGGGAGAGCUGGCUCAUCGGGCAAGAAGGCGGCUAUGAAGAGCCAUCGCAAGAAGUCCGCAUGCUGUCGCGCUUGACGGAUUUUAUCUCCACGUCACACUCGAUUGCGGCCUUUGUCUCGUUUCUCGUGUUCUUGGUGAACGGCCGCUACCGAACUCUGGUCGACCGCAUCCUCCGUAUCCGCCUUGCACCUCCAUCCGCCCAGGCCAGUCGAGAGGUCUCCUUCGAGUACCUGAAUCGACAGCUGGUCUGGCACGCGUUUACCGAAUUCCUCCUUUUCUUACUCCCGCUCGUGGGAAUCAGCCGCUGGAAGCGAUGGAUAGCUCGUGCCUGGAGGAAGACUGUGACUGCGAUCAAGUCUAGUGGAGAUGAUGAAGAAGUCAACGAGAAGCAGGGAGAGCUCAGCCACCUUCCCGAGCGGACUUGCGCUAUCUGCUACCGCGAUCAGAACCCUGCGGCAACCACCGAAACGGAAGUCCUUGCCGCAUCGGCGUCGACCGGCGGUAUCACUGGAUCUUCACAGACAGAUAUCACCAACCCCUACGAAGCUUUCCCUUGUGGAUGUGUGUAUUGCUUUGUUUGCCUCGUCCAAAAGGUCGAGGGCGAGGAAGGCCAGGGCUGGGUCUGUCUCCGUUGCGGUGAGGUUGUCAAGAAAUGCCAGCCCUGGAACGGCGAUGUCCUGGAGGAGGCUCGCUCACAGCCCGGUACCGGAAAGAUCGUUGGAUUUGCCAUGGACGAAGAGCCACGCGACGGAUCGCAGGAGGCAGACUCCAUUGGUGACAACGCUGUUGGCAAGUCGAGCCCGCUGGAAGAGAUCACUGCGGAUGAAGCUCUUCAGCACUCGAGUGAAUGGUCGACCGAGGAAAAGGAACCCGCGGAACACGAACACCCCGAGGAAGAAGCUGCCUCGCCUCAGAACCACUCAUGA